Molecule: messenger RNA, 201 nt
Organism: Colletotrichum siamense
Lineage: Eukaryota; Fungi; Ascomycota; Sordariomycetes; Glomerellales; Glomerellaceae
Exons: 3
Coding region: 1-201 (66 amino acids)
Source: RefSeq, a predicted model, not a curated record
AUGUGGUCAAACAGAGAGCUUACAGCGUUGGUGCAGAAGAAGGACGGCAUGACAACCCAGAACACGAGGACGAAAGCAAGGACGAUUCCCAUCAACGCGUAUCGUGCCCACGUGGUCAACCUGCUCGUGCAGAGUUCGGAUUGCAACACGUCCGCGCGACACCUCGAUGUUCGAGAUGCCCGACUAGAAGAAGCUCGAUAA